Messenger RNA from Soboliphyme baturini, 404 nucleotides. The record is from the annotation of a GenBank genome assembly. Lineage: Eukaryota; Metazoa; Nematoda; Enoplea; Dioctophymatida; Soboliphymatidae.
AUGUCGAAAUGUGCUUCUUUUGAAAAAGAAUAUGAAGUCGAAAGGAUUAUUUCGUGUCGCAAAAAGCAUGGCGUGAUUAAGUUUUUGAUCAAGUGGAAAGAUUAUCCCAACUCGGCAAACACGUGGGAACCUUUAGAAAAUUUGAAUUGCCCAGGGCUAAUAGAAGAAUUUAAAAGGACGUGGAAAGCGAAGUUAACGGAUAAUAGUUUCCAUAAGAGUUCAAUUUCUGGAUCACCAUCUAAACGGGCUUGUAGGACGAACCUUGAACAGGAUGAUCACUCGAAGUCGGUCGAAUCGAAUCGGACCCUGACGGAUAUCAUCGGGUUACAAGAGGAACGAGGUUUUCAUUAUUCUUUGGUUUUUUUUUUGUUUUACAUUUGUAGCAUUUAUAUUUUUGCUUAAAA